Messenger RNA from Aplysia californica (California sea hare), 5586 nucleotides. RefSeq names its product beta-1,3-N-acetylglucosaminyltransferase manic fringe. The record is from RefSeq and is a predicted model, not a curated record. Bases 66 to 1361 code for a protein of 431 amino acids. Gene Ontology annotation, molecular function: O-fucosylpeptide 3-beta-N-acetylglucosaminyltransferase activity. The transcript is spliced from 10 exons. Gene Ontology annotation, cellular component: membrane. Gene Ontology annotation, biological process: regulation of Notch signaling pathway. NCBI's taxonomy places the organism in Eukaryota, Metazoa, Mollusca, Gastropoda, Aplysiida, Aplysiidae.
UGUUUUCAAUUGUUUUCUUCACUAAUCUUCACACAGACGAUGUGAAGGAAUGUCUUUCCGUCCAGAUGCGUUUGUCUGUGCGAAAGGUGGUGAAAUACUCCACCUUUCUUACCAUUAUAUUGCUUUUGAAUGUGUGGAUAAGUUAUAACGUAAAUAUCUGGACUUUCAACAACUUAAACGACCGUGGGAAAGUUGCAGAAAGUUUGGAUACAAGGCGCGACGUGGGCAAUGGCGGAGCAUGGCCUUCGCCCCCGAAUGGGGCUGAAGGAGCGGUGCCAGGACAAGAGUUUUUCGGAGUAGGAGGUUUGGGUGAGGUCUUUCGCAGACAAAGAAGUGCUAAAUCUGUUUCUGUCAGUUAUGAAGGAAAUAAUUGGAGGAAUGCUGUUGGUUAUAAACGAGGCACCGACCGAGAUGAAUCACUUGUUGCUUCUCAGCAGAAUAAAAACUUGAUGUUCCAGAAAAACGGAAGCUUACAAGUGUCCGUGAAUCGGCAAGCGAAACCGGGAGCAGUCUCGAACAAGUCUGGUGCUAGAGCAAGACUUCCAAAUCAACUGAGAGAAACAGAGCUCAGUGAUGUGUUUGUCAGCGUGAAAACAACUCUAAAGUAUCACAAGUCGAGAAUUCAGCUGAUCUUGAAAACAUGGUAUCUUCUGGCUCGAGAACAGAUAUAUUUCUUCACAGACACGGAGGAUAAAGAGAUGAAGGAAGCUUUACGAGAUCAUGUUGUCAAUACCAACUGCUCCACAGAUCACAGUCGGCAAGCUUUGAGCUGCAAGAUGGCUGUAGAGUUCGACUAUUACAUGGCUUCUCGGAAACGCUGGUUCUGCCACAUGGACGACGACAUCUACCUGAAUGUUCCUCGACUGCUGAAGUUGUUGCAGCAGUAUGACCACCGCAGCGACUGGUACCUGGGCAAGCCCAGUCUCAAGCACCCUUUGGAGAUAGAGGACCGCAAGCAUCCUGGGAUGAAGCUGGCCUUCUGGUUUGCAACAGGUGGCGCUGGCUUCUGCAUCAGUAGAUCUCUCGCACUGAAGAUGGCUCCUCAUGCCAGUGGAGGGAGGUUCAUGACAACUGCUGAAACGAUUCGGUUACCUGACGACUGUACUGUGGGAUACAUCAUCGAGCAUUUACUCCAGAAGCAGUUGACAGUGGUGCCCCAGUUUCACUCUCACCUGGAGGCCCUCAGACUCCUCAAGCCUUCCCAACUCUCUGAACAGAUUACUGUCAGCUUCUCAGAGUACCCUGGAAAGGCUAAUGUGGUGGAGGUGCCAGGAUUUUCCUCUGCUGAAGACCCUACCAGAUUUCGUUCCCUACACUGCUUUCUGUUCCCCACUUUUCGUGAGUGCCGCCAGUUGUCCUGACAUAUGCCUCAACAUAGUUGCUCCAAUGUACUUCAGCUUAACAGACAUUUACCAAUGGGUUUGUUUGGUGCUAUCUGCUGUCACUGCGUAUGAAAAUUGGACUGGAGUUCGGAAAAUGUUGUAAUGUUAUUUUCGAGAUUGUGGCAACCUUUAGUUGAUCCAAAAGUUGACAUUCUUCUACAAAGUUUCCUUACAUGUGAAAGAGAAGGUGUGUAUGUGUACAUAUGUUUUUUUGGAAGUUAACAGUGUUAAGACUUUUGUUUUGAUUGAUUGCUAGGAUCACUUGAAGUGUUUUUGAGUGAGUAUACUGUAGAACUAAUUUACAAGUAAAAUAGAAUUUUUCUUGUCCCAGAAACCUGCCAGUUGCAACUAGUAAACAUUGCACCUCUGAGUGUUGGUAGUCGGAUGAAGCUUCUUGAAUCACUGUCAUUCAGUGGAGUGUGGUAGCUCAGGCUGAUGACAUCUACCACUCAGUGAUUCUCUUAGUCACUCAUUUGAUUAUUCCUUUACCUUUGGACUGGUGCCGCAACGGGCUGUCCACCUAGUUGAGUUAUGGAUUUGAUAUAGCAUGGCUAUUGUUGGGGGUUCCUUCAGGUCUUUAUAGUUAUGUCAGUUUUACUUAGUGUCUGUGGAUGUUUUAGUUUGGCAAAGUGUCUGUAUGACUGUGUUGGUUUGGUUUUGUGUUGUGUGUUGUACCAGAGAAAGGUUGAAUACUAAAAAUUUACGUAAUUAUGUUUUUGUUUUAGUUUGAUGGGUGCUCAUUUCACUUUCAUGUUGUCAAUGAUGUGAGCAGUCUGUGAGGACGUUCCCUCUGUUGAAGGUUUGCUCUCCCAUGGGAGCAUGUUGUUGGUGAUUGGACAGAUACUGAGUCUUUGAUUGAUUAUAAAAGUUUUAUGCUCCCAAUGGCAAAACUUAGAUAAUUUAGGAGCUUUGCUCCUUUGACCCUGCCUGCCAGGGCCAACCUGGGCUGAGAGGGAUAUUGUGUCCCAACAAACAAACAGAGAUAUUUGAUAGAAUAACAAAUAACUGCACUGAGUGGAAAUCCAACUCAUUUAUGUCUUCUGCUUACAAUGGUGAAAAACCUUACCAUUACUUUAGCAAUAGCAAUACCCAGAUGUUUUUACUGGCCUAUGGUCAUGCUGCAUGGCAUGGGUAUCAACUCAUUUGUCUAGCCUGAUGAGAGCCUUUUUGAGUUUAGGGGGGAAAUGGGAUGAUGUGUGGAGAGGAUGGACUUCCAUUCUCAGGACAGACAGUUCCCAUCUUGUCUCAGGUUGUGAUGUAGCUUCUUUAUGACAGUUGUCACUGUGGAAGUUUUGAUGUUGUCAUGAUGAGACAAGUGCUUUCUGUUGGGGUAUGUGAAUGGUUGGCAGACACCAGCCUUUAAAAAGCUCUAUUGUCCUUAGUCCAGUGGUUUUGUCCAGCCGCUUUUGGGUGGAUUGUAGAGACUGGUUGUAUUGUUAAAUGUCAGGUUGUGAGAAUAAGGGAUUAACUGCUUGUAGAAUAUAAUUUGUCUAUAUGACAGAAAUUUUUUUUGUGACGCCAAUUUAUUGAUCUGUUGUUGGGAGAGGUAUUAUGCUAUCUUUCGACUAACUCAUCAAUUACCUGCUUUCUAAAUUGUCUAAACUGUGUUUAUGGGGGGUAUGAGUCUUUUGAUAUGUAUGUUGGUGUACCAGCUGAAUGUAUUCAGAGAAAACAUGAUGAAAGAAACAAGUGAUCUAUUUCACAUUGAUUGUGAGAGGCUUGUGAGCAGUGUAACUCAUGUGACUAAUGUUGCCUCAUCUUAUGAAUGAGCAAACGUUGACUGAUUAGUGAGGGGGGGGUUGAUAAAAUAGAAAAACUGAGACAGAGAAAUAUAAGUUACAUUUUUGCUUUGUUUGAUGCAGCGACCAAUUAUUGUUGACAUUCACACAUGUCCAUUCCUGUGGAGGUCAAGCGUGUACAUCCACAUCUUUUUGCUUGCCAUGCUUUGUUUAUUUUGUUGACAUUAGAUUAACACCAUUUGUUGUUCAAAUACUUUUAGAUUCCUUGUUAUUGGGGUCAUUUUCCUAUCCUCUCUUACUUUUUUUUACACUCAGUUGUGCCUUUUCUUGUGAAAUUCCGUCUCCCAGAUGAUACCUUGGUACAUAUCUUCAUUGCUGCAUGAAAAAUUUGUAGGCAUAACUCCUUUUGCUCUUGCUUUACAGCGUGAACAUAAAUUGGUGGAGUUACUCUUUCAGCAGUGAUAAUAUUCUUGGUUCUUGUUGACCAUUCAAUAAAAGGUACCAAAACAAGUGGAUAAUAUUACCAGAAAGGCAGGAAACUUGGAAAAAUGGAAAGGCUUAUCUCUUUUAAAGUUCAGUUUCCUCUAAUUGUUGGAAAUACAAAACUUUGUUUAGCUCUUGUAAUGUUGAUGCCUUACCCACUUCAUGCAUUUGAUGUAAAUCAAAUAUUUGCCUUGUGUUCCAGUUGCCAUUUUUGUAAGCUUUCAAGUUUUUGUUUCUUUCACUUAUCCUGACUUGUGUCCCAUCAACCCAUCCUCGUCCACCAACACAUCCUCAUGUUCCUUUAGCUUUUGACUACAUCCCUGUAACUUCUUCGUACUUCCUCACGGGUAAGUGUCCCCAAUCUCUCCUCAUGUCCCCCCAUCCACAGCCUCUCCCCUCAUCUUUAUGUCCUCACUUAAUAACAUGGCUUUGCCCUACAUCAAUGAUAUGUCUCCCAAUUUCCUCCUUAACAUCUUAAAAGAAAGAAACCACCCUUACAGUAAAUAUCCAUCCCCUUGUCACUUACCCCCUGGACCUGUAACACCAUAUUAUGCCCUCUUAAGAUCUCCCUAAAUUCUUCUAAGAUAUUCCUCAUUCCCUCCUUAAUAUCUCCUUAUAUCCCUGUAACAUUGCUACUUGUCCCAAAACUAUCUGUCCUUGUCCUCGUUUUGUCAACUUGCAAUCACAUUUAUGAAAGGUCUAGUUGUGAGCCCCUUUGUUAGAGGUCGAGUUGUGAACUCUUUUGUUUGAGGUCAAGUUGUGAACCUCUUUGAGGUCAAGUUGUGAACACCUUUGUCAGAGGUCAAGUUGUGAACACCUUUGUCAGAGGUCAAGUUGUGAACCCUUUUAUUUGAGGUCAAGUUGUGAACUCUUUUGUCAGAGGUCAAGUUGUGAACUCUUUUGUCAGAGGUCAAGUUGUGAACUCCUUGGAAAUGGAGAUAUGCACUGUUUUAUCAGAUUUCAAGUUGUGAACCAUAAUUUAGAGGUUAAAUUGUCUGUAAAAGUAAAAGGGUUCAUGAUCAUCCCGCAAGAUGAGGUGUGGCAGGUCUUCCUGUUUUAUCUUCUUUGACCCAUUUUGCCCUGAUUCCCUGCCUUUUUGUGCCCUGAGGAUGUUCAUACUUUACAUACUCUAAUGCCUGUGGGAUCAAGCAAACAUCUACAUAACAUUGUGUCAUUUUUGCCAAUACUUUUAAUUUACAUUUGUCUGUCCUUUUUGUUUUUCAGAUAUUUUUACUUGUUUAUUGAAUAUGUUUUCAUGGUUUAUUUCAAGAUGUUUAUCUUGUUGGUUUUUUUUGCAAAUGUGUGGGUUUAUGAUGACCAAGCCGUCCCAUCAGUCUUUCAACCCAAGCAGUGAGAGGAACAACAGAAUGUACAUGAUGUAUUUAGAUAACCUGAACACUAUUACGUUGUCUAAAACAUUCUGUUCUCUUUUUCUUUAGAUUUUCAGAAGAGAUUUAAUAUAUAGGAGUUCCAAGCAUUUCAGCAUUUUUAGAUUUUCUCUGUGAAUGAUGUGUUACAAUUUGCUCUUACAAAGGAGGUGUAGUCAACAUGUUACAUCAAAGAGAUGAAUAAGUUGACAUGGAGCUAUGAGCUGUUUGUGAGAUACAACAUAAUUGUGCAUUGUGAAGAAGUGAAAAUUUACUUGGUUUGUUCAGUUUUUUCCCUUGUGCUUUUGUUUUGUAAAUUUAUAUAUAAAGAAGACCUUUUUGUUUUUGACUUUUUUUCUAAGAUUUGUCAAGAUAAAUAAAUGAAGAGCUUAUGAUCCUCAUUCCCGAGAGGGGCUGCUUUUUGUUAAUGAAAGUAGAAUGUAAAUAUUGUACAUCUGGAUGUCUUUGGUACGUUUUGAAGCCGCUAUCUACUAUAGCCUGCAUUACAUGAUCAUUUUUUUCCCCUAUUUGUGCCGUUGAUGUCUGUACUACACCUUAAUGUAAUCUGAAGGAAAGAAGCUACUAUUUUUUCCUCACAUACUAAUUAUUUGAUUG